This is a messenger RNA of Eremothecium sinecaudum, 1269 nucleotides long. It is a transcript of the gene MSL5, whose product is annotated as mRNA splicing protein MSL5. Gene Ontology annotation, molecular function: mRNA binding; zinc ion binding. The record is from RefSeq and is a predicted model, not a curated record. Bases 1 to 1269 code for a protein of 422 amino acids. Gene Ontology annotation, biological process: regulation of mRNA splicing, via spliceosome. NCBI's taxonomy places the organism in Eukaryota, Fungi, Ascomycota, Saccharomycetes, Saccharomycetales, Saccharomycetaceae. Gene Ontology annotation, cellular component: nucleus. The transcript has a single exon.
AUGGAACGAGGAAGAGUCACCAGCACUUAUGAUAGCUUAUGGGGCGUCUCAGCUCGGGAAAAUUCUGUUGUGUCCCAAUUACCUCUUCAAUAUAGAAUCAAAAAUGCACUAACUCAGGAACAACAGACUGCAUAUCAAGUGAUGUAUAGAAUACAAGAAAUCAGCAUGAAGUUAAGGACUAAUGACUUAAAUCCUCCUAAUAGUAGGAGCAGAUCGUUAUCUCCUCCUCCAGUUUAUGAUUCUCAAGGGAAAAGGACUAAUACGCGAGAGCAUCGCUAUAGAAAGAAGUUGGAAGAAGAAAGACAUAGACUUGUCGAGAUUGCAUUAAAGAUGAUACCACAUUUUGUUGCACCUGAUGAUUACAGGCGUCCAAGUAAAUUUCAAGAUAAGUACUACAUUCCAAUUAAUGAUUACCCAGAUAUUAAUUUUGUUGGUUUGCUGCUUGGUCCCCGUGGUAACACUCUUAAGCAACUGCAAAAACAAUCUGGAUGUAAAAUAGCUAUAAGAGGGCGUGGCUCAGUUAAGGAAGGAAAAACUGCUACCGACUUACCCAAAGGUGCUAUGAAUAUGAAUGAACCAUUACACUGUAUAAUAUCUGCUGACACAGAAGAAAAACUACCACUUGGUAUAAAUGCUGUUGAAGGUAUCAUAAUUAAAGCUAUUACUUCACCUGAGGGUCAAAAUGAUCUGAAACGCGGUCAGCUACGAGAGUUGGCUGUUUUAAAUGGUACUUUAAGAGAAGAUAAUCGACCUUGUCCAAUAUGUGGACAACAAGGUCACAAGCGAUGGGAAUGUCCAUCUAGCCCAUCACUAUCACUUUCUGUAAUAUGUUCUAGAUGUAAUCAAGCAGGACAUGCUGCAAGAGAUUGUGAAACUAACUCUAAUGAGUUUGGAAAGCGUCCUAAUGAUGUACCUAACCACCGAGAGGUGAAAAGACAGCACGGAAACAAUCCAAUACAUGCACCAGGUACCAUUCCUUCACCUCCGGCUCCUAGUAUUUUAUUUUCUUCAAUUAAUUUGCAUCCUGAAAACAGUAUCUCAAACACAUCAGGGUCCAAUGAAUUGUCAAUCCCGGGAUUUCCAACAACGCAUUUAUCUAUGCCACCUCCGCCUCCGCCUCCUCCACCACCAUCUGCAACUAAUAUACCACCUGCACCACCUAACUUACCAAAUUUAUGUAUGCGGACAGAACUAGCUGCUCCACCUGCCCCACCAGUACUUAAUGUACCACCCAAGCCGCCACUUGCUCCACCUCCCCCCCCCAAAUAG